This is a messenger RNA of Polypterus senegalus (gray bichir), 4646 nucleotides long. RefSeq names its product N-glycanase 1 (gene ngly1). Gene Ontology annotation, cellular component: cytoplasm; cytosol; nucleus. Lineage: Eukaryota; Metazoa; Chordata; Cladistia; Polypteriformes; Polypteridae. The transcript is spliced from 12 exons. Gene Ontology annotation, molecular function: peptide-N4-(N-acetyl-beta-glucosaminyl)asparagine amidase activity. Gene Ontology annotation, biological process: protein deglycosylation; glycoprotein catabolic process; protein quality control for misfolded or incompletely synthesized proteins. The record is from RefSeq and is a predicted model, not a curated record. The coding region runs from base 35 to 1951 and encodes 638 amino acids.
GUACUACUGAGUUUAUCGGGAGAUUAAAAUAAGGAUGGCCAGCUUGUCAGGAAUCAGCGAGUUGUGUGAAAAUCCAAAUGAUGUGUUUUUGGACGUUUCCAAGCUUCUGUUGACAUACGCGGAUAACAUUUUGCGGAAUCCGGAAGAGGAAAAGUUUCGAUCCAUUCGAAUUGGAAACCCAACGUUUUCCACCAGACUUCUGCCAAUCAGGGGCGCUGUGCGAUGUCUCUUUGACAUGGGAUUUGAAGAGGGAGAAACUCAUCUUGUUUUUCCAAAGACUUCAUCAGUUGAACAGCUGCGACACAUCCGAGAACUUAUUGCUGCCGAAAGGGACCACCGACUGCAGGGGAGUCCAUCUUCUCCACCAGUGGUCAACCAAAAUACAAACCCCACUCUGAGCCAGACUGUCCCUAACGCUACACCAUCUCCUCCAGCUCCUGAAGUGCAGCAGCCACAGGUUUGUCCUUCUCUACCCAGGGAUCCUUCUAUUAUGAGUUUUUUAAGUACACUUCAAUCAAACUUUGAGCAUGUCUUAAUAUAUGAGAACCCAGACGUUCAGGAAAAAGCUCUUUCAUGUAUUCCAUUACUACAACUGCAGGAUAAAGUGCAGGAGAAUUUGUUGGAAGCCACAACAGAAGACCCAGGUUGCAAAGUAAAUACCAGUGAUUUUUUGCUGAUUGAGUUACUGAAGUGGUUUAAGGGGGAAUUCUUCAGUUGGGUAAAUAAUUUGCCAUGUAGCAGAUGUGGAGGCCAAACUGAAACUGCUGGUAGUGUGCCUCCUUCACCUGAUGACUUGCGGUGGGGUGCACAACGUGUGGAGAGUCACUACUGCAGUCAGUGCAACUUUACCACAAGAUUUCCAAGAUAUAACAAUCCAGAAAAACUCCUGGAAACCAGACGAGGCAGAUGUGGGGAGUGGGCGAACUGUUUCACGUUAUGCUGUAGAGCAGUGGGUUUGGAUGCAAGGUAUAUCUGGGAUAUUACAGAUCAUGUCUGGACAGAAGUAUACUCUACAUCCCAAAGUCGGUGGUUGCAUUGUGACCCCUGUGAAAAUGUCUGUGAUAAGCCACUUCUUUAUGAGAUUGGCUGGGGAAAGAAACUUUCAUAUAUCAUUGCUUUUUCUAAGGAUGAGGUUGUUGAUGUGACAUGGAGAUAUUCAUGCAAACACCAAGAAGUACUUACCCGGAGAACAAAAGCACCAGAAAGCUGGCUUCGGAAAUCUCUUAAUGAGCUCAAUUCUGUUAGACAAAGACAGUUUACAUCAAAGAGAAAGAGUGAGCUUCUGGAAAGACUUCUUAUGGAGUUAGUAGAAUUUAUAUCUCCAAAAACUCCUAAACCAGGUGAACUUGGAGGUCGUACGUCCGGCUCUUUGGCCUGGAGAGUUGCCAGAGGGGAAACUAAAAGCCAGUCUGCAUCUAAGGCUUUUGUUUUCACUCCAUCAGAAGAGGAAAGUAAACAUAAAUUGUUCCAUCUACAAUACAACACUGCCAAGGACUGUUACAUCCGUGUUUCGAACAAUAAAGAACAAAUUAAUGGCUGGGAUAAUGGAGUCUGGAGUCUAGAAUCCGUUUUUAGAAAGACUGAAAUGGAUUGGAAAAUGGCUUAUCUAGCCCGGAUUGAAAAAUCAUCUUCAGCCAGAAUCUGCUGGAAGUUUGACUGUGGUGGGUUUGGAUUCAAGAUUAAGAAUGUUUCAGUAAGAGCAAACAGUCAAACAUUUCAUAGUGGGAAAGUGACAUGGUCACUAAGAGCAAAUGAUCAAAGUGUUCAUCUUGAUGGAGACACCCAGUUACAUGAAUAUGAUUUUACUGGAGCUACUGAUUUAGUUUUAGAAGCUGAAUUGACUGGCGGUGAAGGUGAUUCAGCUUGGCAGCACACACAGCUGUUUAGGCAGAGCCUGACAGAUGAAAGAUUUUACCCUUUGGAAAUUAUUAUAACAAUGGAAAGUGCUUGAUAAAUAUUUUUAUUAUGAAGAAGAAUUUUUAUUUGUGCUUGAUAAAUAUUUUAUUAUGCAGAUGAUUUUUUUUUAUUUGUUUUACUUUUUCAUUUAUUAGACUGUUAUCUUAAUGUAUGAAUUUGGCAGUGCAAUUUUUAACCUGGUCUUCUUGUAAUUUUGUAAGAAAGGAAGACGGUGUGACUAUGCUAAAAGAGAAAUGCAAAGAUUAAGAAUUAAAUUAACUUCUCUUUGAAUAUGUGUAACUACACCACAACAUUAAAAUCGCACCACUUUUGCACAGAGUCCUUCUCUCUUUGGUACCUAGUGCUUAGUUUCUUCUCUCCAACUGUGUCAGUUCAGCAUGCACACUUGCCUGUGUUAAUUGAUUUUGCUAUUUAUAUGAAAAACUCAGGGGUGUGCGCUGCAGUCUGAGCAUCAGCUCUUUGUGCUUCUUGAGCAAAGCUGAUGGAAUAAACCAGAAUCAUAGAAUCCUCCUACAGCCUCAGUCCACUCACAUGACUCAAUUCAUCAACGCUGUAAGUGGAAUUGCACAUGUGCUGAAAUAAUGUGCAGACAUUGGAUUCCUAUUGUAUGUUAUUUUUCUUUAAUUUGGAAUACUAUGAUUAACUGAUUAUAGCAGUUGUGCUUUGAACCUUGUAACAACUAUCUAUUUUAUAGUAGUUCUAUGUCCAGUUUAUGUUAUGUUUUAAAAUUAUAAUAAUGCAGCAUGAAUCUAACAAAGUAAUGCGAGUACAACAUUGGUUUCAAAUCCAAUAGGUUAAAAAAAUGUCUCUGGCUGAUGAUACCAGGUGCUGCGCUGUGUAAUAUGGGAAAGCAACAUGUCGAAAGCCGGGACCAUCUGAGCCCUAAGUAUAACACCAACUUAAUAACUAAUAUUUUAUGGAAAUAUAUUGUAAAUGAUAAACUAAAUGCAUAACAUUUUCUAGUAAUUCCUUUAUUUAAAUGGAGUGGUUUGGAAUACCAUGGGCAUGAAUUUCACUCUAGUCUAGCAGGGAAUUUUUGGUCUACCAAAAAUAGAUGGGUUACUAUAAAAGCUUUAUCCUAUCACUCAAAAAUGUUUUAUUGCAUUAUUCUGCAAUACUUGUUGGAUUAUUUCACAAACUUAUUGUGUUGUUUUGCAGUAGUUACUUUGUGUUAUUUUGCAGAAAUAUUGCCUGCUGCAGUGUCAACAUAGGUAGUUUGGCCAUCUAAUGACGGCUUCUGUGGGGCACAUUAAACACAUGGGUAUUGUGCAAUUAGGUGACAGGAAAUGGACAGGCAUACAUUUAGUUGUAAUCAGGUUCAAUUUUGAUAAGUUUAGUACAGAUGUUUCAUGUAUUCAUGAUUAUGAACCUUUAAUUGUGAGCACCAGUCUUACUUCAUGCAGUUUGUACACCAGUUCAGGUUAUUUAUGUGAUCCCUCUGAUUUUUUUUCAGUUAAAUAGCACAUUGAUUUGUUUACCACAUAUAUAAAAAUGUUAACAAGAAAAGGCCAUUUUAGCUCAACAUUAGUCCAGAAAUAAUAAGUAGUGUAGAUUUCCUGUUUUCCAUAGUGCAGCUUUCAGCUACAUUGAAAAGUAACUGAUUCUACCAUAUUCAAAAUUCUAACAGUUCUGUAAUUGUAUUAAAAUGUGUUUUGCUCUACUUUAUUUCAGCUAACUAGCUUAUUAAAAUAUCCCAGUGUUUGCCUUCUAAAUUUCUCAUAUAAUGGCUUUGUUGUUACUUAUGUUCAAUCCAAGUUAACUUGGUCUGAGAAUUUAAGAAUGAGGCAGUUGUAUUUGUUAUUUACAAGCAGAUCUUACGAUUUGAAAUUGUUGCGAUUUUAUUCACGUUUUGGGGUUUAUUUUAUUGCUACUUUAUUUUCUCAACGCCAUUUUGUUUUAUGGAUUAUGACACGUGACGUUAUUGCAGUUGCAUGGGGACAUCAUCACAAAUACAUUAAAAUAUGGUGGUGUUUUUAUUGUGUUUUUUAAUUCAACAUUUCUUGAUCUAGAGCAAUGUUUAUAUUUUACUUUGGUUUUGUAUUAAAAAAACAAAAGAAAUGUUUAAGGUCUUCUUUGUUCAAAAACAGUUUUAUGUGUUACUUUAAAUUUGAUCACCUUCUCACAUGCUGGAAGCCCCUCAGAAUUAAUUAUGAGGAUCAAAGUGUCCUUUUAUUCAAAAUUCUUUAAAUAUCAUAGAACAUAGAAAUGUACAUAGUGAAGGUGUAAAUUUGGACACAGCUUUUAGAUUUUUAAGUAAUUGCAAUGCAUUUGUUGUAUUCUUCUCUGCAAAAUAAAUGAUGGAGUUAAAAAAUGGUGUGGUGGCAAAGAUGAAUUUUACAUUAGAAAUAGGACUAUGCAUAAUGUUAUGUCUGACUAUAUUCUGGAGGAAACAGGAGAUGUAAUUGCCAAAAUGAUAUAAAGGUAAUCGAAUAGAAAUGGAAUUUGUUUUAAGUUACAAUAGGACUGCCAGCUGCUGCUCUGCUCAUUCAUAAAAACAUAAGGGAACAGUUUUCCAUCGACACAUUAUUAUGGUUUUGUCUUUUUGUUUGUUAACCAAGGCCUGUUAAUUUAUUUUGUGACAUUGUUUUACAUUUGAAUUGUUUUUAAUACAUAUAAACCUUGUAUGUAAAUUGUAAUUAUCCAGUAUUAGUAAAAUAAAGGAAACCAUGUGGCAUUUAUCAGCAAAAUAACUUUGAUAAUGUGAAUAAAUAAAAUUAAAUAUAUAUGUA